AUGGCCGCUCUCAACAUCCAGAAGCACUUUAGCGGACUCCGAGUCGGUGUUGAUCGCCGUCGUGGCCGCGAUCCAUUUGCUACUGGCUUUGAAGAUGAUAGCGAUGAAAAAAGCAGACCGAGCAGACCGAAGACCAAGGCUCCGCCCAUCAAACCGCGAGUGCCUGCCGCUGCAGCCCCCAAGCCGGAUCCCACGUCUGCGAUCGCCGCCCUCGACGUCUUGCUCGACAGCGACGAGGACUUUCUCGACGUGCCCAAGACCGACACGAAGAAGGCGACCGACCGCCGACCCAGUCCUGCACCUGGCAAUCUAGCCUUACACCGAGUGACGGACGGAGCAGGGCGUCGUGGAUCCCUUCCAGGCGUCCUCCCGCCGACCAAACGAGCCGCUGAGCUCGCCGUGGGUCAGCUCGCCUACCUCGACGACAGCAGCGACGACGAACGGCCCCCGCCAUCAAAACGAUCCGGUCGGCGCAAUAGCCCAGCGCCGCGGAAAUCGUCCGACGAUUCGUGGGAUCGCUCCGACACGCCACGGGGCGACCGUGUUCCAGCAAAAGAGGCUCCCGUCGCAGUCCCUAUAGUCCCGGCCCACACCGUGGCCUCGCCCUUCGCCGGCACCAAAUACUUGCAGGACAGCGAAACAGACAGCGACGAAGAAGCCGUCAGCUCGCGAAAGGGCUCCACGGAGAGCACCACCACCGUCAGCACCACCCCGCCCGACCCAUCCACCUCGCCCGCCACGAAGAAGACGUACGAGGUGCCGCGAGUCGACAAGGCGAAACUCCACGGCGGUGUUUCCUGGCGCGCCUUUUCCGCCGGACGGGCCGAGCAACGACACGCCGAGGUCGAGGCGCUCGCCGCCAGUCUGCAGCGACGAGGAAGAUCGAUAUCCUUCUGCCCGCUCGUCACCACCGACGACGGUCGCCGCGUCCCGCUUUCGCCCUCCAUCGGGCCGCUCGGCAGCAAUGGCCGAAGAAAAUCAAACACCCGAGGAAAAUCGCCGCCCAGGCGCCCUGAAGACGUGGGGCCUGCAGACGACGCCGGCGGCGACGGCCGCAUCGCCUUCACAGGCAAUCCAUUCGCCGGACAGCGAGCGCGGAGCAACAGCGAUGACAGCGCCAAUGCCCUUGAACGUCCCACGUUCCACCACAGCAGCCUCCCUGACAUCCGCAUUGAUGAUGUCGCCAACCUCUGA
Messenger RNA from Ramularia collo-cygni, 1194 nucleotides. RefSeq lists its product as uncharacterized. The coding region runs from base 1 to 1194 and encodes 397 amino acids. The record is from RefSeq and is a predicted model, not a curated record. Lineage: Eukaryota; Fungi; Ascomycota; Dothideomycetes; Mycosphaerellales; Mycosphaerellaceae. The transcript is spliced from 3 exons.